UCCAGCAGGUGGCAGUAAUACAAGGCCAAGUAUAGCCACGGCAACCUGCAGGCGAGAAGCUUGUGAAUGGCUCGAUCGUUUCGUUAUUGAUAGUAUUUUUUCCCCGGAACCACGGUAGUGUUGAAAUGUGCUUUUAGCGGACGUAUCGUACUAUUUAACUAAUGAGUUGUAUAGUUCGAGCGCCAUGUUAACUGCAUGAUAGCAAGGACGACUGCUAUUCAUUUAGCUAAUGCUAACGGUGCUUGUUUUAAAGCCUCGUUUCGACAGGACUUCACAAUAACUAAACGUACAGCAUGGCGCUAAAGUCAGGAGAGGACCGUCUGAAAGAGAUGGAGGCGGAGAUGGCUCUGUUUGAGCAAGAGGUUCUGGGUGGACCGUUGCCAAAGGCAGGAGGUCCACAUGUCAUGGAGGCUGUACCCGUUGCUCUGGCUGUCACGGCGCUGCCAGUCGUCCGACCAAUCAUUGGCACCAAUACCUACAGACAGGUACAGCAAACACUCGAGGCCAGGGGAGCCUUUGUCGGACCUCCACCACCGACCUUUGUUGGGCCAGUCCCUCCAGUACCUGCCCCCCCGCCUCCUCCGAUGAUGAGACCGGCCUUUGUUCCCCACAUCCUGCAGCGGCCUGGUCCUCAGAGGAUCCAUAUCAUGCCUCCUGCUGCGCCUCCUUUGCCACGGCCGCCCCCACCUCCGCCAAUGAUGAUCGCCCCUUCAAUGCAGGGCCAAACACCUCAGGGUGUCUCGUCGCCCAUCCAGCACAUGGCUGCCGCACCCCCGGUCAGCGAUAUGAUGUCCAUGGUAUCCUCUCCACCCACAAGACCGGGAGUCCCGUCUCCCAUCAAGUCGGCCCCGACAGUCUUCCAGGCUGCGCCUACUGUUUACUCCGCCCCUCCUGUCACGGUCGGACUCCCCAAAAAUGAUGUUCGAGCCCAGCGGCAAGCCAGAAUGGAGGAGCUGGCUGCCCGGGUAGCCGAGCAGCAGGCAGCAGUGAUGGCGGCAGGCCUCCUGGACAGGAGGGACAGCGAGGAGAGCAGUGCUGUCAUUGGACCCAGCAUGCCUGAGCCCGAACCUCACAGAGAGGUACACAAGCCCGUGGAAAGUUCAUCAGAUGACAAGAAGGGAAAGGCAAAGACGGAGAAGGUGAAGAAGUGUAUUCGAACAGCAGCAGGGACUUCCUGGGAGGACCCCAGUCUGUUGGACUGGGAGACAGAUGAUUUCCGUAUUUUCUGCGGUGACCUUGGCAACGAGGUCAAUGAUGACAUCUUGGCCCGAGCCUUCAGCAGGUAUCCAUCUUUCCUCAAAGCAAAGGUCGUGAGAGACAAGCGCACAGGAAAGACGAAAGGCUACGGCUUUGUCAGCUUCAAAGAUCCAAAUGAUUACGUCCGAGCCAUGCGGGAGAUGAACGGGAAAUAUGUUGGUAGCCGCCCCAUCAAACUGAGGAAGAGCAUGUGGAAGGACCGGAACAUGGAGGUUGUACGGAAGAAGCAGAGAGAGAAGAAGAAGCUGGGACUCAGAUAGUCUUCCAUUGGAAGAUGACUUGGAUAGAGUGUAUACCCUCCCUUUUUUAAAUAAAGUUGAAUCUUCACAUUUGAC
Messenger RNA from Doryrhamphus excisus (bluestripe pipefish), 1592 nucleotides. RefSeq names its product RNA binding motif protein 42 (gene rbm42). Gene Ontology annotation, molecular function: mRNA binding. NCBI's taxonomy places the organism in Eukaryota, Metazoa, Chordata, Actinopteri, Syngnathiformes, Syngnathidae. The record is from RefSeq and is a predicted model, not a curated record.